This is a messenger RNA of Seminavis robusta, 1196 nucleotides long. NCBI's taxonomy places the organism in Eukaryota, Bacillariophyta, Bacillariophyceae, Naviculales, Naviculaceae. The record is from the annotation of a GenBank genome assembly.
AAUCGAAUCAUUCGAUUCAAUUUGCAUGCGGGUGGUGGCAAUGGAUCCUGCCCAACCUCACACCACCACAACAACAGACCCCCACAGCCACCCAAAGAGAAACAACCUGAGCCCCACAAUCACCACUGAACCCCUUCAAGACUGCGACGGCAGAGAAUUGAAAGUUGUUGCAGAGAGAGGCGUACAGGGUCGCAGCAUAGGUACAGGCAAACCCAUUCAGCAGAGUCCUGGCCACGUUUGCGAAACCCACAAUCCAGACCCUCCUGAUUUACAUUGCACGGUACCGGUAGUUAUGGACCAACAAGACACCAGAUAGCGAAGGCUGAAACAAGGUCCCCUCUGGUUGGGAAAAUUGGUACCCAGAUAGCAAAGCAAAUAUUCGUUAAGAGCCAGCAUUAAAAAGAAGCAACCCGAAAGGGAGGAUUUGCCAUGGAAUUGGUGGAUGGGGAUACCGGGAGUCCCACGCUGAUCAGCAAUGUGGAAGUGAUGGAACUUUUGAAGAAAAAUAUGGAGGAGCGAGCCAAGGCUGCUCCCAAAAAGAAAAACAACAAACGCAAUAAACACUUUCGGCAUCGAGAUUGGGUAGAAGAAGAAGUUCAUCGGUAUUUGACCACCACACCUUGCGUCAAGCUGGACCCCAAUCGAAGACAGGAAUUCCACGACAAGCUAAAAAGUCGCAAGAAGGUUGCGUUGUCGUCGUCAGCAGGAGAAGCUGGGGAAAACGACGAUGAUGGUGAAAACGGAGAACUAAAAUCUUCUCUGACUGGAUUUGGCUUGACCGAAGCUGAAGCGUUGCAAAUCAUGAACACUAUGCCCACUGAACCUGUGGAAAUUCAUCUAAUGGUAGAUGAGUUACAGUCUCGCAUGACAGAAACUCGACAAGAAGAGUUCCUUGCUUUCAUUGCAUCGUAUUGCAAACCAGAAGGCGGAGACGAUGGUUCAAAGGCGCAGCCAGCGGAUCAAGUGGUCAGCAAUGUGGCCAUAGAGAAGUGGUUGGGUGGAGAUCAAUCCCAAAAUGGCAAGAAGCCAGCAGCAAAGGUCAAACAAGAAGAAGACACAGACAGCCACAAAACCGGGGCUAUAUAGCAUUGACUCAUUAUUCAUUGGACUAGUUCCUUUGACGCCAUCCUAAAGCUACUUAGUAUAGACUUCGCAUACAUGAAACACACAGCUGUAGGGGACCACUAAACGACGGG